AAGCUCAGCGAGAAUUUUUGUCUUGCAAGACAAUAUUUCACUGACGUAUUCAGAAAUAUGCAAGUGACCCUAGGUCAGACACUCGGACACUGGGAUACGCAUGCGUAGAUAGUCGGAGGUGAUGAAAAAAGAUGUCAGGAAAACGUGGAGCGAAGUUAAAACUAACAGAUUCAGCAAGAAAGAGGAAUAAAAAAGAAGCAAAUGCCAGACUUAACAAAAACAAAAUCUAUAUCGGAGAUCAGUAUGAUCGCUGGACGGAAUUACGGACGAAAUUGUGUUUGAAAACAAAUAUCGAACUUGCGAAGAUGCUGCUUGAUAAUUACAAAGAUGUUCAAGGAAAUGAGACAAGAGUACCUGCGCGAAAUGAAUUUAUUCCUUGUGUUACGUCAACGGCUGGUCCAUCAGUUGUACAGAAAAUGUGUGUGGUGGAAUCUGAUUUAUCUGACAUUUCACCAGCUGAAGUUGGAAAAGAUGUAGAAAGUGCUAUGUCAGGCAUUGAGGAACUUGCACAACCAAGAACGAAAAGACUUAAGCAACUUUCAGACAGUUUUAUGGAUCCUUUUAGAAUUACAAUGAGUGCCUCAGAACUGACUUGUGACCAGGAUGACUCCUCUGAAGAUGAAGAAUAUGAGCCUAGCUUUCAUCUAUCAUUUAAACUUGAUCAUGGCAUAAUCUCAGAGGAGUCGGAUCCAGAAGAAAAUGAAGAGGAGGAAGAAAGUGUAGUUAGACAUUUUGAGUGUAAUGUGCAAGUGAUCCGGAGUCAUGAUGAGAUAAACCAGCUAAUUAAUGAUCACCCAGCCAUGGUCUAUCUAAACCCAUUGGUUGCCUUUGCAGAAACUAAAGUGCCUAGAAUUUGCAGUGUGAGAGAGUGUGAGGCUGAGGUGGAAAUUUUAUCAGAAGUUGUAUCUUCAGCAGUGUACCUAAGAUGGGUCUGCACAAACAACCAUGAGGUUCACAAAUGGUGUUCGCAACCACUUCUAAACAGGCGGGUCCACAGUGGAGAUGUGUUGCUUUCAGCAGCACUACUGGCCUCUGGAAACAACUUCCAAAAGAUUGCCCUGUUUGCUAAGUUCCUGAAGCUUCCUAUCCUGUCUUCUUCUUCAUUUGUUAAAAUCCAAAGAACAUAUGUAACUCCUUCAAUUGAAGAAAUUUGGACCAACCACCAAAAUGAAAUUUUUGAAGAAUUCAGAGGCAAAGAUAUUGUUGUUCUUGGAGAUGGUCGCAUGGACAGUCCAGGUCACUCUGCACAGUACUGCACGUACACGUUUAUGAAAAACGAGACCCAUAAAAUACUGUGCGUAGUGACAAUGGACAAGAGAAUGACAGGAAGAAAGAGUGCCAUCCUUGAAAAAGCAUGUUUUCAAAAAGGUCUGCAGUUUCUUUUUGAAAAAGGAUUACAUGUAGUAGAAGUUGUAACAGAUGCACAUGUACAGGUUGAAGCACUAAUGAAAUUCAUUGCUUAA
Molecule: messenger RNA, 1463 nt
Organism: Magallana angulata
Lineage: Eukaryota; Metazoa; Mollusca; Bivalvia; Ostreida; Ostreidae
Exons: 7
Coding region: 132-1463 (443 amino acids)
Source: RefSeq, a predicted model, not a curated record